This is a messenger RNA of Populus nigra (black poplar), 3040 nucleotides long. RefSeq lists its product as uncharacterized. NCBI's taxonomy places the organism in Eukaryota, Viridiplantae, Streptophyta, Magnoliopsida, Malpighiales, Salicaceae. The record is from RefSeq and is a predicted model, not a curated record. The transcript is spliced from 12 exons. Bases 1143 to 2846 code for a protein of 567 amino acids.
GCAACUAUUUAUCUUCCCCUUCUUUGUCUCUUUGGCGCUCUCUCUCUCUGGUGAAGAGAAUCAAAGAAAAUUGUUUACUUUUGGACUCCUUUGACAUUUUAAGGUGCAAGGGUCUGCUCUAUACUGUAGCAUAGACUUGAGCAAACUUUCUUUCUUCUCCAUUUAAAGCCCACGAGCUGGUUUACAUCUUUUAAUGCAGAAAGACUUUUAAUUUGUAAAAGUGAACUGAUUUAUAGACCAACGUGAGUCGCUUCAAGGUGAAGGCUCACUGGUCAAAAACACAAAGGUUUUAUCCUUCUGAACUAUGUCAGGCCCUCUGCUAUGUUCAGACACUGUUAACAGCUGCUAAUGAUCACUUUGUGGGUACGGGUUCACAUGAAGACAAGUUCAGUUUUUGGAGUCUAAUUAGACCUCAGUGGCUCCGGCUCUCUGAUUCAUCAUUUCUUUAAAGAUUCAAUCUUGGGUACUUGCUUGUUUUGUUCCUGGAGUUCAAUGUUUGAAGGUGGCGAAGAUAGUAAAAUGUAUGGAUUGAAAGUGACUACUAGACACAAGCGUUCAAAGAGGUAAGCUAUUAAUUCAAUCUUUUGUAAGCUUGCAAUUAUUGUUCUCAUUGCUCAUUUCUGUUCAUUGCUAUUCUACUUGAUGGGUUUUUUUCAACUGGAAUGGCUUCUGUGGCGGGCUUCAUGAGUAAAAUGGAAACUUGGGGCAUUCAUCACACCUGCUAAAAAGUGUUGUUUAAAACCCCAUGAAAGUUUUGGUUUUAUUCUCCGAGCUAUUUUUCAAGCAGAAAAGACGAUGAAAUUUUUGUCGUCCAGAUGAAAUUUUAGAGCUUCAAAAAAGAGGAACAGUGGGAGAGCUUUUCCUAAAUCAUAAAGAACUUCUUGAAGAUGGGAUUUUAGAGUAUGUUUCCCAGCUUGGAAUUUGGGGAUUUUUCUUUUCAAUUUCUCCCAAGUUCCUUCUCUGAUAAAGCUAGCAAUUAAUGAGUAAUAGAUGCGGUGAAUGAAACUGAAAACUGUUUCAAGUUGGGUCUUGGGAAAAUUAUUGCAAAGUGGAUCUUUGAUAGGAGCUUCCCAGAUAAGAAAAGACUCGAGGAAGAUGACUUAGAUAGUUCCUAUGAAGCAUCCAGCCGCAUAAAGCUGAAUAUGGGGCACUUGAAAUACUCUGCCAAAGCCGAGAAGAAACAAUCCCCUAAGACCGAAAUGCAAGUUUCUUUGAAGCAAGAGAUUCUACAGCUUGAGAAAAGAUUACAGGAUCAGUUUCAGGUCCGUUGGGCUCUUGAAAAGGCAUUGGGUUAUAGGACUUCUUCCCAUGAGAGCAUGUCUGAGCUGUCAAUGCCUAAGCCAGCCACAGAAUUAAUCAAAGAAACUGCAGCAUUAGAGUUGGAAGUUGUAUAUCUGGAACAAUAUCUUCUCUCCCUGUACCGGAAGGCAUUUGAUCAACGAGCAUCCUUGGUUUCCCCAUCUAACCAGGAUCAAAGUUUAAAAACCCCUGUCACAACCCCGGGACGAAGGUUGUUUGAUGUUUCCAGGCCUGAUAUAUCAAACAAGGAAACUUCAGCUACUGAAACUGCUUGUCAGUUACUUAACAAUACAUGGAAGGAAACCAAUAGAAUAGGAGGAGAGGAGAAACUAUUAGAUUCUGGAGUUCAUCGAUGUCAGUCUUUAUUGUCCCAACACACUACAUUUUCAAAUAGAGCCUCUCCUCCAUCAGCAUCUUUUGGUAGAGCUGUGCGUGCAUGCCAUACCCAGCCAUUGUCCAUGAUGGAGUAUGCCCAGAGUGCAUCAAACAUUAUUAGUUUGGCUGAGCAUCUUGGUACUCGCAUUUCUGAUCAUGUUCCAGAGACACCUAACAAGCUUUCAGAGGAUAUGAUAAAGUGCAUGUCAGCUAUAUACUGCAAGCUUUCAGAUCCACCUUUGACACAUAAUAGCCUUUCAUCUCCCAAUUCAUCUUCAUCAUCCAUGAGUGAAUUUUCCCCACGAGAACAAUGUGAUAUGUGGGGUCCGGGAUUUAGGAAUAAUUCAUCCUUUGACAUACGGUUGGAUAACCCUUUCCUUGUUGAAGGUCUGAAAGAGUUCAGUGGACCAUACAGUACAAUGGUUGAAGUCCCAUGGAUCUAUAGAGAUAGUAAAAAAUUAGGAGAUGUUGAAAACUUGCUACAAAAUUUCAGAUCACUUAUCUGUCGACUAGAGGAAGUUGAUCCUAGGAAGCUAAAACAUGAGGAGAAGCUAGCUUUCUGGAUCAAUAUACACAAUGCGUUGGUGAUGCAUGCAUUUCUGGUGUAUGGGAUUCCCCAAAACAAUGUUAAGAGGCUCUUUCUACUUUUGAGAGCUGCAUAUAAUGUCGGGGGUCAUACAUUUAGUGCAGACACGAUACAGAGUUCUAUACUUGGAUGCCGGAUGUCUCGUCCUGGACAGUGGAUUCGAACAUUACUCUCAUCAAAGUCCAAAUUCAAGACAGUAGAGGAUCGGCAAGCAUAUGCAACUGACCAUUCAGAACCGCUUUUGCACUUUGCACUAUGUUCAGGAAGCCAUUCUGAUCCUGCGGUCCGUGUCUACACUCCAAAGGGAAUAAUUCAUGAGCUUGAAGCUGCGAAGGAAGAGUAUAUCCGAGCAACCUUUGGCAUACGCAAGGACCAGAAAAUCCUGCUUCCAAAGAUUGUGGAAUCCUACACCAAGGAUUCAGGUUUAUGUCCUGCGGUUGUUCUUGAAAUGAUCCAAAAAACUUUGCCUGCUGCUGUAAGGAAGUGUCUUAAGAAAUGUCAGCUAGGAAAACCUCGUAAGACCAUUGAAUGGAUUCCGCAUAAUUUUACUUUUCGGUACCUGUUAUCUAAAGAGCUGGUAAAGUGACUGCUUCCGUGUGUCAAAAAGUUUAAUAGUAUCCGACCUCCUCUAUUCAUUCACAUAGUUCUCAAGGUUCUUAUAUUUUGAGAUUUUAAAUUUUUUCCUUGUAUAUAUUAGGAGAUGAAGUCUGAAAUGGUGGGAUAGAACAAUGCAAUCUUUUGUUUUGUAUAAUGAAAUCUCGAUUCCGCCUUUUCCGAGCA